AUGGGGGCAGAAGUGUUUCUGUCGGGCAUUGACCUUGCUCAUCGCGUCCCCUUGAGGCAGCAAAAUGUCGCUCCGAAACCAAUCAUCUGUAAAUUUGUAAGACGCAUUGCAAAAGCAAGUGUCAUGGAAACUCGACAAAGUGCCUCUCAAGUCAACCCAUCAAAUAUCGGUCUGUCUGCUGAUAGUGUUCUUGACAAGCCAGAAUCUUCGAUCACCUCACCCCCAAAAAACAAUACCUGUUGUUUGAAGCGAAGAGAUUUAAAGAACAGAACCAAUACCGCUUCUGCUGGGCCAAGAAUUCCAUGA
Molecule: messenger RNA, 306 nt
Organism: Porites lobata
Lineage: Eukaryota; Metazoa; Cnidaria; Anthozoa; Scleractinia; Poritidae
Source: the annotation of a GenBank genome assembly